Xyrichtys novacula (pearly razorfish) is the source of this 9280-nucleotide messenger RNA. The record is from the annotation of a GenBank genome assembly. NCBI's taxonomy places the organism in Eukaryota, Metazoa, Chordata, Actinopteri, Labriformes, Labridae.
GUGCCCCAUGUGUGGACUAACAGUUUGGUGUUUGGACGCUAAGCUCAGCCAACAUCAUCAGGAAUCAGCCCCUUAAGAAUUCUGUCCCACCCUCAAAGAGAGCACUGCGGUCGUCUACUCUUCUCUCCAUCAUCUACUUCAGCCUCUCCACUGACUUUACGGAAGAUCUCCCUCACAAACUUGGAAGAUAAGGAGCCUCAAGUUGAUCAGAAAGAAUCUUCCAGACAUCUUCCCUCUCUCAGGAUAAACAGGUGAGCUACAAAAUGAUCAUCAGAUGUGGAAAAGUUAAAGCUCUUACAGGUUUAAGUCUCUAUGGGUUAACACGAUGAGCAUCAAGGAAGAUUUAGGAAGAAAUGAUGUUUUGUAGAGAUUGGGGUGAUGGAUUGAGAGGCCCAGGGUGUUAAGACCCUCUCCUGUCCUGGCAGGUACUGUUGUCCCCCUACUUGCUCUGACUUUCUCCCUCUCCCUCAUAACUCUCAUCAGAGACAAAUAUUUCCAAACAAAGAGCAGCUCUGGAGAGCUUAAAACAUCAUCAACAGCCUCCAGCUAUGUGCUCAGACUGAAUGAGGGGUUUGAGGAGUUUUUCUGUCUCUGUGGUGUCUUUAUCUUAUGGGCACAGGGGGUAAAAUUUUGAUUUCAUGCCAUCCAAGUAUUGCUUGUCUUUAAAAAGAAAUGACAGAAUAAACAUGAGAUGAGGCUGAUACAACUUUCCAAUCCAGGCUGCUGCUUAAUACACUAAACUUGAUAUACUGAAUGUUAAAAAUACAAAUGAAAGCGAAUGUAUCAGGUAAGACUUAAUGAAAUCUUUGAAAAACUGAGAAAUUAAACUCCAGAAAGUGUCUUCAUUUGUUUGUGCGCCUACAUAAACAUGCCUUACACACAAACUCUCAGACAGAGAAAGACGUUAAAUUUAGCAGAGUGGUGUUGUUGUGUUUUUAACUUAUGGCGCUCUAACACCAAACUUAACAGGUAUAAUGAUGUCUCAACUAUCACAACAGCCUUAAAAAGCUUUAGUGGAAUCAUUCGGUGAAAUGAAACAAGCCAAAUAUCUGAUCCACCAUCGUCAGGGUAUCCGGGAAUCUGAAUCAGGAGUGUGUUAGUCAGAAUUUGCGUCCAUGGUGCAUCUUGCAGCUGUCCCAUCUGACGGUACCAGUGUAAUGCAACUAAACAAUAGAUCAUAACAAGGCUGCAGGUCUGUGUACAAUAGUGGGCAGAUGAAGAGCCAUUUAAGGUAGCAGGGAGCACAACGGCUUGCCAGGUUUGGCUGCUGUGACUGAUGUAUGGCAGUUGAGGUCCAUGCUGGACCUUUGGUGGUUGCAACAGGUGACUCACAUGAGUGGGAAGUAUUCGUCCCCUCAUCCCGCAUCAGAUCCACUCUGUAUGUCACUCUAUACCUACCUCACCCUUCCUCUGAGCCAGUAAUGCUAAACUUAAAUACGCUCAUCCUUGAUUGUAAUCCUGGCACUCAUGGGAAUGGUUUGCACGACGCGCGCCAUCCCUGCAAGUCCAGAACAUAAACAGCUGCUGCAUACUGGGACUGACCUUUAACCUUGGUCAACAUUCAGGCUCGAAAUCCAUAAUUUAAAUUCAUGUCCCAUAAGAUGAUACAAUGAAAGUUGUUCCGAUCAGACAGAAAAUCCUUUUUUAAUUCCUAUAUCAAUCACUCUGCUGAAUCUAAAUCAGCUCAUUAAACUACUUCAAACUCAGAGAGAGUAAAAAUAACAGCCCCUGAUCUAAAUAACCUCUGGCUGAGUAUGUUUGGCAUCCUGUGUGCAGCUCUGUUGAUGUCAGCUGAGACAAAUGAUAGUGUCGUGUUGGCGCAGAACAGUUGUCUGGCUGGUGUGAUAUUUUCCUAAUGCGCUCUUGUGACUGUGGAUGCAAGCUUCAGAAAAUUAGGGAGUCGCCGUUAAACGAGAAAACUACUAACAAAGUACCGAAGUCAGAUAACAAAGAAUCAAAUCAAGUUAUUAUCAGGUAAUGGUGCAUUUAUGAUUACAGAGGGAAAAAUUACAAGUCUAGCUCUAAAGAUAUAAGAUAAUAUUGAAACCUUGUCAUUGUAGGGCUGUAAUUAAAAAAAUGGACACAGACAUAGAGCAUUAAAAAUUUAUUACAUGGGCAGCAAAUAAAACCGUAAAUGCUGUAAUAAAGCUGUCCUAAACUUGUCUCUCCAGAAUAUUUUGGGAAACUCACCCUUGUCCCCUCGAGUGUGAGCCUGUGUGGCCAAAUUUGUCCCUCUAGAGCAUGUCAAAUACUGCAGACAUUUCAAGUAAAUAAAUGAGUUCCUUUCUGUGUUUUACUUUGAAACUUUACUCUAAAUCUGCUCUCACUGAAAAAUGUACUCCUUUUCCGGCAUAACUCUUGCAGCAUGGUUGUACCACAUGAUCCAAACAUGCCCCACUAGAGGGAAACAGGCCAAAAAAAUGUACACCUACUGGCUAAUUGCCUCCUGUGUUUAUGAGGACGGAGCGGACAGUGUAUUCUGGUCUUCUAUGAGGAUCCAGAGUCUGUCAAACAUGGAUUAGAGCUGAAAAGAGCAGAUAGCUGAAGGAAAGUUUCAAUCAACCCCGCCCCCUGUUGUUUCUAAUCUGGGGCUACAAGGCAGCCUGAAGGGGAACCAGACUAAUGUUGGAUGAUAAUGAAAAAAGACUGGCAGACAGACCGAGAGGACUUCUGUAUUUCAAAUCAUUUACCCGAACAGAAAGGAGAAAUUAGCUUUGAAGUUCAGUUUUCUAUUCUGAGCAUUAAAUAUAACAGCUACGAAUUUAAAAAUAUAUUCAAUAUGAAUCAUAGGGACACUAAUCUAAACUAAAAAAUGCUCUGUGUGCCAUCAUACAACAACUAAACCAUCUUUCCAGUGAAAUAAAUUUCUAUCCAAGGGGUGGCAUCAGCCUGAAGUGCUGCCUCAGUCCUAACGCCUCUUGAAAUGAACUCAUUACCCUCUAAGGCAACAGUGAGGCUGGUCUAACAGACCUGAGGAUUAAUUGUUGCGUGGCAGCAUGGAUAAAACAUGUAGCAUUUUAUUCAUGUUGCUCUGCAGCAGCCGUCACUGCACAGCAAUGCUGUUUCAUAACUGCUAUUUCUUUAUGUACUCCUCGGAGCUUACUGGCUGCUGUCCAGAUCUACUCAGUGUCACUGCAUGCACGCCGGUCUGUAAGUUAUAUUAUAGCAACAUUCAGUCCAACACUUGGGUGGUGGAACGAUUGGCAAACAGAGAAUAAUUUUUCUUUUUUUUUUUUACAGUAUCUCUACUUUAAAUAGGCUACACUGUAUUUCCACAGGAAUAUGUAACUUGCCAACACUUUCCCUUGCUGCAGUAACAGAUGCACAUCCACAUUAUGAACUAAUAUGGCAAAUAUGAUGAUCAGCAGGAGAACAUCUGCAGCAACCCUGUUCAUCACCAGACUUAGACAUUACAGAACCGAUAUGAUAGACAGCUAAGAGCAUAAAGUGAUUUUACGGAGUCGAAGUUUACUGGAGAAGUCUGACAACAACCUCUCUGCCCCUCCACUUCCCCACUCUUUAUGAUACCUUGUUCCUUUUGUCUUUCGGAAACCAUAUUGUUCGAAAUUACUUCCUCUGAGAACAGGAAGAGGGAGUCGCGGUUAGGAGACAAAGACUCACAACGCUGCGUUUCCACAGCUGAUCCAUACUCUCUUAGACGUCUGUUCAUUUCCACCACUUUGUGUGAAUACCAGGUUGUUUACUGUGAGCGUUUGUUCCUUGACCAACCACAAUACUACACUGGUGGUGGAAAUUACACUGAAAUAAAUAUUUAAUUGUGAUAUUUGGCUGCUUUUGGUUUUCUGAUGUAACUCCUCAAUAUUUAAAGUGAACAGAUUUACUAAGCACUUAACUAAAUGUAUUUUACAAGUAAAGUUUCUACUUUCAUUAUAGAUUUCUAUUUUAUAAACUGCUUUACAUCUGAGCCACCCUACCAGGAUGGUUUAGAUGCACUUUGGUCCAAACUAAUUAACUAAAGGGAUGACACUUUGCCUCAACAUUUAUGGUCCUCAGAGGAUGAAUCCUACUUACAAAAUUUUCAUCUGCGUUUUCAAAUAAAUGAAGCUCAAAAUAUUCCAGUCCCCCUCAGUUCAGGAUAGCUUAUCAAAAUUGUCUUGUAGCCAUCAAUAAUUUUCUUUUAUCCUUUAAUGACUGGAUAACAACAAGGACCUAGCUUAAAAUGUACUGCACAUGGUUUUUGUACGCUGCCUCAUACAUAUAACGUAAAUUCAAGUAUGUUAACAUGUUAAAUGAAAAAAAUAAAAACAAUUAGUUUAAAAUGAACGAGUUAGCCAUGUUAAUAUCGGCAUGUUAGCAUGCUUUAGCGCCUGACGGCUCUGAGCUAAAUGCUCAAUCAUUGCUGCAAGUUUGUAAAAAUUCAUAGACUGAGCUGAUCCAAAUCAACAACACAAAACAACAUCAUUCCCUCAUUUUAGCAGAUGGAGGGAUGGUCGCACCAUUAAAUUCACAAACACGUCAAAUGAAUCUUUCUUAAACAUAGCUCCAAUUGUUAUAGUUUGUUCUUGUUAUGCUGAUUUAUAUCCAAGUGCUUUACUGUAUUUAAAUUGGUUAUUUGAUUUUAAUACAAGAGGAAGAUGUAACAUCAUGAUUGACAGCUCUGUUGACAAAUGUCAGCAUCAAAUCAACACAACAGUUUUUUUCUGUGGUGGACUGAACCCACAACAGUCAUGCUGUCAGUCAGGUCACUUCUUCACAUGCACUGACUGCGCCAUUGCUAAACGAUGGCGCCAUAGACUGUAUGUAGUAUAUACAUCCAUAUAUCUAUGGAUGUAUAUACUAUAUAUUGGGGUGGUCUUUUGGCUUCAUCUCUACAAUGGUUGGGAAUGAAGUGAUGUUGUUCAUUCUUCAUAAAAUCAAUGGGUUAAAUCAGAGUAGUUGCAAAUUUUGGAUGUCCAAGUUAGUGUGGAGCAGCUGGCAACCCCAAUAAGUGAUAAGAUGAUCCAAUAGUUGUACUUUCAUGACUUCCUGUGAAAAAUUAAAGUAGUGCUACUUUUUAUGAUAAAAGAUUUUGAAAGCAAUAUCAGGCGUAACAGAUAUCGUUUCAAAGAAGGACCUUUGUUUCCUACCACCAUGACAUACUAGGAUUUAUGAUCAUUUCAAACACCUGGAGGCAUUUCAUGAUACAGAUUUUAAAUGAUAAAACAACUAUCUAAGGUUUAAAUUAGUCUUAUAAGAAAGAUGUAUCAUGAGCAGGGUCUGAUCAGGUGACUGAAGUCUGCUGUCAGUGUUAACUGGUAAGAGCAUGGCUGUUGUAACAUGUACCUCCUGCCAUUGUCCUCUCUGGACUUUACUCCCUUCCUCCUCCACUGAACUCUGCCUGUUUGUGAUUUACUUCCUGUAAAGAUCAUCAACUUUUACUGAGGAGGGCUUUCAGCCAGCUCCUUGAGUUGGAUCCAUUUUACUGACUGAUGAUCCAGUGUGAGACCAGUCUGACGUUGCUGGGUAUUAAGUCCACAGUGGAAAACAAGUGUCAGUCCACACACUCCCACAUGUUGUCAAGUGGGUGCUUUGUAUCCUGCCUCUCCCUGCUUUACAGAUAAAGAGCACAGGGCUCUGAUUUCUCAUCUUUUUACCUUAUAUAUACUCAACCGAGGCGCUGAGAGAGGGGGAGAGACGGACAGAGGGACACAUGGUCAUGGUCAUUUGGACUGACUCUCUCUCUCUCUCUCUUGUGCAUAACCGGUGUCAGUGUCAGCCAGGCAUUAAAAGCCCUCCACAGUGGACUGCAAAAUGGAAGUAACUUCUAACAGAAGUGACCGCUCAUGGAUCACACUUGAGGAAAGAUGAGGGAUGGUAAGAAGGAAUUUUACCUCCUUGUUUGGCUUUUUUAACAGGCAGUGAUUGUGGAGAUUAUACUGUAUAUUCUACCUGGCUCACCGUUGAAAUAACAGUUUGUGUUAACGCACAGCUUCUGAGGAAUGUGUACGUUUUCUGGAUCCUAAAGGGGCACCGGCUUCAGACUCGUGACGUGUUGGAAAAUGCCUGUCAAAGUGUUACUUUCAGCCAUUCUUCUUGAAUGCUAUAACUCACAGGCUUUGAUGUCUAAUUGCAUAGUAAAAGCUGACAGCAGGCAUACUUAGAUACACAGCGCGUAUAGAUGUUGGAGGUCAUCCCCUGAUGGAGAUUGAUGGGUUUUCUUACCCUCACAGUGACAGGGGUCAUUUAUUGCACUUAUAAAGCUGUCUGGUGAACCGCCCUUAUAGGGUCUGCCUUGGCCGAGACUUUCCGGCCUCUUACUGCCAUGUUUGGGUCUCUCUAAUGCUGCAGUCAAGAGGUGAAGAGAUGGAGAGAUGUGAUUGACAGAUAGGUCCAGAUUAGCAGCAUGUAGGAUGGUUUUCUUUUCUUUUUGCAGAGAAGGGGGAGGACAUGAAAGCAGCCUUUCUGUCACCGCGAGUGAAGCACGCUGGUGAUGGUCCAGAGGCAAGAUGGGGACUGUGGGGCUCAGGCCAGGUCACACAGUAUUGAAAGGACAGAGUCUCCUAGCUUUGACUUGCCCUGUGGUGGCCUGUUUGCCUCUCUGUCUGUUUGUCAUACAUAAAAAGGAGCUGGACAUGGGGAAUGUAAACACACAGAACAAAAUAUUGUGAUAUUUUUUCUUAAAACGACCUCUGUAUUUACUUUGACGUGACUCCUGAACUUCCUCUCCUCUCUCUCCCUCUCUGAGCGUCUCUCUUUCUCUGGGAAAAUGGUUGUUCUCAUGCCAACAUCCAGUCCUCAAGCAAUUCACAGACAGAGCGGCUAUUUUUAUGAUGCCACGCUAACACCCAGGUCAUUUCAUCAUCAGAGGACCUACAGUUGACUGUGUUUCUCUUCUUUGUCUUUUUUUCCCUCCUCUCUUUUCCUUCCAUCUCAGCGCCCUCACCUUUUCACCCCUAGCUCCACCCUCCCUCUCUACUCUUCUUGUCUCAGGUGUGUUUUUGACCUGUGAGCAGCGAUGGGGGACUGGAGUCUUCUGGGGAAUUUCCUUGAAGAGGUCCAAGAACACUCGACCUCAGUUGGGAAGGUCUGGCUCACCGUCCUCUUCAUCUUUCGUAUCCUGGUGCUGGGCACAGCGGCUGAGUCAUCCUGGGGCGACGAGCAGAGCGACUUCAUGUGCGACACCCAACAACCCGGUUGUACCAACGUGUGUUACGACAGCGCCUUCCCCAUCGCCCACAUACGCUACUGGGUGCUGCAGAUUGUUUUUGUCUCCACGCCUUCACUCAUCUACAUGGGCCAUGCUAUGCACACAGUGCGCAGGGAGGAGAAGGAGCGGAGGAGAGAGCAGGAGGAGAGGGAGGCCAGAGGGGAAAACGGAGGAGACCUGGAGGCGGAGAAGGAGUAUCUGCAGCAGAAGGAGAGUGCCAGAGUUACGAGUGAUGGGGGCAGUCGUGUUCACCUGAAAGGAGCGCUGCUGCAAACGUACAUGCUGAGCAUCAUGAUCCGCCUAGUGAUGGAGGUCACAUUCAUUGUGGUGCAGUAUCUGAUUUACGGGAUCUUCCUGAAAGCGUUGUACCACUGCAAGGAAUGGCCCUGCCCAAACCCAGUCAACUGCUACAUGUCCAGACCCACAGAGAAGAACGUCUUCAUCAUCUUCAUGCUGGUGGUGGCCGGUGUGUCUCUUUUCCUCUCUGUGCUGGAGCUCUACCACCUCGGCUAUAAGAGCAUCAGGAGGUAUGUUCGCGAAAAAGGGGCAAAGAAGAGCAGCCACAGAUCAGUGACGGUGGCUGUGUCUGCAGCCCUGGAGCCCAACAGCCCCCCUCGGCCCUCAGCCUCCUGCACCCCACCUCCAGACUUCAGCCAGUGCCUGACAGCCCCGAGCUCCAUGACGCCCAUGGCCUCAAUGGCCUCUCAUCCUUUCAACAACAGGAUGGCGCACCAGCAGAACUCAGUCAACUUAGCCACUGAACGGCACCACAGCUGCGAUAACCUGGAGGACGAGGAGGACUUCCUGAGGAUGAGAUACGACCAGAUGCCCACAGAGCUGCCCAACACCUGCUCGCAGUCACCACUGCUGCACACCGGCUUUGUGAGGGAGAAACGCCGCCUGAGCAAGACCAGUGGGAGCAGCAGCCGUGCUCGACAAGAUGACCUUGCAGUUUAGACUCAUGAUGAGUAGGCGUGUCCGUUAAGGGAUGAGGAGAUCAGUAAAGGAGGCCCAAAGAUGUGUCUGAUCGUGGCUACAAAGACUAUACAUGCAAACUUUAAUACUGAAGCCAGACACCGGACUCUUUCACCUCAGAGAGAAACACUGUGAUCUGUCUGUGGACUAUGCACACAUUACAUGCAAGAACUCUGAGAACAAAUGAAGUGUCCAAGAGCUUGAAAAUCAAACAACCAAACUGCAAAAAGAAAAAUAAUUUUAAGAUGAGAACAGGGUAACAGGUUUGACACCUGGCUAUUGCACAAGAGUUGAAGCCAAAGAACGAGAAAGGCAACAACAGUGAAUGAGGAAAUGUGACAAAAGCUCUCAUUUAUGCUGUCAGCUGACCAUUUUUCUUCCCUUCACAAACACACAUCCAUAAAUGAGACAAAUCAGGGACUAAAUAUGCAGUAUUUUUAAAUGAAUCAAGGUAAAGUGCCUUAAAAAAGAAGUAAGAAUUUAUUUUAUAUGAAACAGACUUUCCAAAAACCAUGGGGAAAAACUGCAAAUUAUUUUCCAAAUCCAGCUUUUAACUUUUCAGACCACUGUGACAGGUCAAACAGCCAUAAAAUGUAGCUCAGCAGUGAUCUAAGAGACGACCUGUAUGCAGAGGUUGUGUAUCAAAGAGGGAGAGAGAUGUGCAGCAGUGAUGAGAGAAUGUUGUCUGUGUCAGGAUUUUCCUUUUGAAAGGGAUUCAAGGGAAAAGAAAAAACAAGCUCCUGUGAGGAUGCUGUUAUGAGGAGAUUUGGCCACUGGGUGGCAGCAUUGCACUUACAUUUUUUUCUAGUUUCUCUGUAUCGCCGUUGUGUAAAUACUCCAAAUGUGUCCCUAUGUAAUGUAUCAGUGUAUGAUUUUUUUUUCUUUCAUUUCUUGUCUUUUUCUCUGUAUGUGCAUAAUAACACAACAUGUAAUGUGUGAACAGUUUCAACAUGAGCAUCCACUACCACUGGGUUUUUAUUUAUUCUACAGCAAAUGUUAACCAAAGUCCUGUAUAGUCAUGGUAGGUUUUCUUUCUUUCUUUCUUUCUUUCUUUCUUUCUUUCUUUCUUUCUUUCUUUCUUUCACAGAGACCUUUAUGCAACAAAUUUCAACACAAUCCAUGAACGAGCUAUUAAAAAUCCUCAACUGUACAAUCUCA